AUGACCGAGCAGACUGUCGACCUGCGCAUCCUUUCCCCCUCGAUCGAGGCCGAGGGCGGCGUCAGCUUCCGCGCCCUGCCCAGCUCCACCACCGUCGGCCAGCUCAAGGUCAAGAUCCAGGAUGCUCUACCCACGCAUCCCGUUCCGGAGCGCAUGCGCAUCAUAUACCAGGGCCGCAUGCUAAGGGACUCUAUUCCGCUGGCCGAAGUCUUUGGUCGCGACACGGCCCAGAUGCUGCACAACGUACACAUGGUCCUCCGCGAAGACGGCCACCCCCCGGGCCCUAGAUCCUCGACCGCGCCCCCAAACAACCCUUUCCGCGCCACUCCCGCUCAGCCGACGAAUCCCUUCCGCGCUCCCGCCAGACCGCAAUCGCUGCCUCCCCAGCAGCCUCAGCCAGGCGUGGCCAACGCCGCCAGAUUCCCUCUGCCUCAGGCCCUCAACAACAUACUGAACCAUACACGAGAAACCCCGCCGACGCUCGCCUCCCAGGGCCAGAACGCCUUUCAGCAGUUCAUUGCUCAGCAGCAGCAGCAAAGGGCCACCGGAGGCCAGAACCCUGCAACCAGCCCGCAAGCCCAGACCUCGCGCAACCCCCUCAUCCCGAAUGGCGCCACAAUCACGCAGGGGGGCAUAGGCCCGAACGGCGAGCGGUGGUCGGUCAUGGUGAACAACACGACCCUGACAAUCCCCCAGCAGGCCGGCUUCGGCUUGCCCAUGCCCAUCCCUGGGCAGUUUGCCAACAUGCUGAGGCCUGCCUCGCCUUCAAUGGCCAGGGACGGCAACAGGGCCAUGGAGCAGGUCAGGCAGCAUCUGGAAGCUGCGCGGAGGCAGGUCGAAAUCAUCAACAGUUUGCUCGCCCCGCCCGGCUCGUCCCGGGAGGAGCGCCUGCAGCUGCCGCCCUACAACUUCCAGCGCGCUGCCACCGAGAUUGAUCGCCUGAACAUCUAUCUGGACAUGAUGCGGAAUCUACUCGGUUCAUUGGUCGCCAACCCUCAGUACGCCCGCAACCGCGAGGUCGUCUCUCUUCAGAUGGACAACGAGACCAUGCGCCAUGCCACCAGGAACCUGAUACGUCACAUACACAGUCACAUCAUCUCGAGGAGAGAUCAGAUUCAAAACCUGCAGCCAGAUCUUGCUUUCAACCCCGAAGCGCCUGCCGACUUGGAAGCGUUGCUGCGUAGUGAGAACCCGAACGAUUGGUUUGAUAUGAUCAACCGGUCCAUGCCGGGAAGACAGCCAAACGGAAAUGCCGCGGCGCAGGGCGAGAACGGGCCUUCGGACGAAGUUCCAUCGACGCCGAAUCAGCCUAUAGACACCAACGGCGUCUUCCUUCUUUGGGGUCCCGAGGGACCCCGCGGCGUCCUCCUCUCGCCUCAAGCCACGUUGACGUCUGGCUCCGUUCCCUCACUCACGGAAGCGUGGGCGGAAAACCUGGCAUAUCAGCGUGCGCUCAGCGACGUUGCGCGACUCGUUGCACCGACGCGCGCAGCAUUCGCCAGUCGCCAACCCACCCCGCAACCAACCGCAACGCAGGCAGCCCCGGCAGACGCGCCUGCGCAGGCACAGCACGCCGCGGACCCUGGCGUCCAAGCCGGCGUGCACCAAGUCCAGGCCCAGCUGCUCAACAACCAUCCUGUCGCCCCGCCUCAGCUGCAGCAAAUGGCGCCUCCGCCCCAACAAGGCCAGGUCGCCAUCGCCGCCGUGCUGGCUGGCCAUCUCUGGAUCCUCAUCCGCAUCUUCGGCUUCCUGUACCUCUUCGGCGGUGCCGGCUGGCGCCGCACCAUCCUGCUGGCCGUCUGCGGCCUGGCGGUGUAUCUUGUGCAGAUGGGCUUCCUGGGCGAGCGCUUCCUCGGCGACCGCUGGGACCGCGUCCGCCGCUACUUUGACAACCUCGUCGGCAUCCCGGCGCGCGACGGCGCAGCACUAGCACGAGGGGAGGGCCAAGCUGCAGCAGCAGCAGCAGCAGCAGCAGGAGCAGGCGGUGCCGAAGCAGCAGCGCCGGCGGGACAAGGCACGAGGCGGCGCCAGGCGCAGCCAACGCCCGAGGAGGUGGCGCGGCGGCUGCUGGCGCAGCGCGAGCAGCAGGACCGCACGUGGCUGCGCGACGCGGUGCGCGGCGCGGAGCGGGCCACGGCCCUGUUCGUCGCGAGCUUGUGGCCGGGGCUGGGCGAGCGCAUGGUCGCGGCGCGUGAGGAGGCCGAGGCGCAGGUCAGGCGCGAUAGGGCGGAGAGGGAGGAGCGCGAGCGCCGGGAGCGGGAGGCGGAGGUGGAGGCCGAGGCUGGGGAGCAAGCGCGCGUGGCUGCUGCGCAGGAGGAGGCGACGGCGGCUGCGGGGGAUGCUGAGCGUGCGGGUGGAGAGGGCGUGCAGCGGGGGGGUGGACAGCCGUUGGCUGGCGAGGCUGAGGCUGAGGCUGAGGCGGUGUCCGUGGAUGCUGCUUCUGGUGCUGCGGACAAGGGCAAGGGCAAGGAGAGAGCGGUGGUGGAUGGGGAAGCGUCGGCGUCGGCGUCGUCGUCUUCGGCGUUGCCGGCGGGUGCAGGUGGUGGUGAGGGUGCGGCUCCGCGUGCGCGCGAGGGCUGGUCGUUUGAGGAUGUGGAUUGAGGUACUACUACUGCUUCUUCUUCGGGAGGAUGUUUGGUUGCUGGGUCCUUUUUUUUUUUUUUUUUUUUUUUUUUUUUUUUUUUUUUUUUUUUUUUUUUUUUUUUUUUUUUUUUUCGUUUCCUGGACGUGAACGUCUGACUACCUAUCUACGUAGGUAGGUAGGUAGGUAGGUAGGUAGAUAGGUAGGUAGAGGCGGUGGUGGUGGGUGGUGGUAAUGGCUGACUUGCUGAAAGUCCGAUGCAGAUGGAUGGAUGGAUGGAUGGACGGAAGGAACGAAGGGGGGAACAAGCAGGUUAGAGGAC
This is a messenger RNA of Aplosporella prunicola CBS 121167, 2903 nucleotides long. RefSeq lists its product as uncharacterized. Lineage: Eukaryota; Fungi; Ascomycota; Dothideomycetes; Botryosphaeriales; Aplosporellaceae. Gene Ontology annotation, molecular function: protein binding. The coding region runs from base 1 to 2601 and encodes 866 amino acids. Gene Ontology annotation, biological process: endoplasmic reticulum unfolded protein response. The record is from RefSeq and is a predicted model, not a curated record. The transcript is spliced from 2 exons.